CGGUUUGCGCAUAUCACUUGGUAACGCUGCGGAACUCGUAGCUUUGUGUAGAAUUGUUGUUGUUGUUGUUUGUUGUUCAUAUCGCGAGCCCGCUGUGUCCUGGUCAUGCUGUUCGAAGUGUCAAACAUUUCAGCGUUUCAGCAUUUCAACUUUCCCAUCAUGCAUUGUGGGUUCGGGUGGUUUUAUUUUCACUUUCACUCUGUCGGAUGGUAAGCGGUUCGUUCCUGCGCAGCAGAGUCACUUUUCUGUAGAACAUGGCCCUGCUGUUUUUCUUCCUGAGUUUCUUCUUCGUGCCAUCGUCUUGGGCAGCUGUGGCACAAACCAAAGACUCCUUGUUCCCAAAAUCCACCAGCGGAGAGACGUUUCCCUGGAACAAGAUGAGGCUUCCACAGACCGUCUCUCCGUUCCAUUACACUCUCCUCGUUCAGCCGAACUUCACCAGCCUCGACUUCAGUGGGAGCGUGAAGAUCCGAGUUGACAUCCUCGAGGACACCCACACCGUCGUCCUCCACGCCAAGGAUCUCACCAUCUCCAGGGCGGGUCUCCGGGGUUUGGCUGAGGGUCACAGCCAGGCUCUGAAGGUGCUGGAGUAUCCAGCCUACCAGCAGAUCGCUCUCGUUAGUGAGAACAUGGUGCUGAGGAGAGGAGGCGUCUACGUCAUCGAACUGGAGUUUGCGGCCAAACUGUCCGAGAGUUUCCACGGGUUUUAUAAAAGCACGUACCGCACCAGCGAUGGAGAGGAACGGGUCCUGGCUUCGACGCAGUUUGAGCCGACGAGCGCGAGAGCAGCUUUCCCCUGCUUCGACGAACCCGCGUUCAAAGCCAACUUUACCAUUCACAUCCGCCGAGAGAGCAGACACAUGUCCAUCUCCAACAUGCCCAAGCUGAGGACGCUGUCACUCCCAGACGGUCUGUAUGAGGAUCAGUUUGACGUGACUGUAAAGAUGAGCACCUACCUGGUGGCCUUUAUCGUGUGUGACUUCCUGUCCAUCAGCAGACACACUCAGCAUGGAGUCGAGAUCUCGGUCUACGCCGUACCCGAGAAGAUCGAGCAGGCCAAGUUUGCUCUGGAUGCGGCGGUGAAGCUGCUGGACUUCUACGAUGAUUACUUUGACAUUCCCUACCCUCUUCCCAAACAAGAUCUCGCUGCAAUCCCUGAUUUCCAGUCAGGCGCUAUGGAGAACUGGGGUCUGACCACAUACAGGGAGUCGGCUUUGCUGUUUGACCCCCACAAGUCCUCGGCUUCUGACAAGCUGGGCAUCACCAUGAUCAUCGCACACGAGCUCGCCCAUCAGUGGUUUGGGAAUCUGGUGACCAUGGAGUGGUGGAACGAUCUCUGGCUGAACGAGGGCUUCGCUAAGUUCAUGGAGUUUGUGUCGGUGAACAUCACCAACCCCGAGCUGCAAGUGGAGGAUUACUUCUUGGAGAAGUGUUUUGAGGCGAUGGAUGUAGACUGUUUAAGCUCCUCCCACCCCGUGUCCACCCCCGUGGAGAACCCGGCCCAGAUACAGGAGAUGUUUGAUGACGUCUCUUACGACAAGGGUGCGUGUAUCCUGCACAUGCUGAGGGAGUUCCUGAGUCCUGAAGCCUUUAAAACAGGGAUCGUUGCCUACCUGAAACGCUACAGCUACCAGAACACUGUCAACACACACCUGUGGGAGAGUCUGACCGAUAAGCAGCACUCUGAGGUGGACGUGAGGGCAAUGAUGGAGACAUGGACACUGCAGGAAGGCUUCCCGAUCAUCACGGUGGAGGUUAGAGGUCGAGAAGUGCGUCUGAGUCAGGAGCGAUUCCUGAAGGGCGAGGACACGUCCCAAAACUCGGGGUUCCUGUGGCACGUUCCUCUGACGUACGUCACCAGCGGCUCGAGCGCAGUGCAUCGCUUGCUCAAGACCAAGACAGAUGUCCUGUACCUGCCCAAGGAAGUGGACUGGAUCAAGUUUAAUGUGGACAUGAGCGGAUACUACAUCGUCCAUUACUCGGGCUCGGGUUGGAACGACCUCAUCGCUCUGCUCAACCACAACCACACGGCUCUGAGCAGCAACGACCGCGCCAGCCUGAUCAACAACGCCUUCCAGUUGGUCAGCGUGGGGAAGCUGCCGCUGGACAAAGCUCUGGACCUGUCCCUGUACCUGAGCAAGGAGACCGAGAUCAUGCCCGUGACGCAGGGCUUCAGUGAGCUCGUCCCACUUUACAAGCUGAUGGAGAAGAGGGAUGCGCUGAAGGUGCUGGAGAACCAGAUUAAGAGCUACAUCGUGCACCUGUUCCGCAAGCUCAUCGAUCAGCAGGUGUGGAGCGAUGAGGGAUCGGUGUCUCAGAGAAUGCUUCGCAGUUACCUCCUCCUGUUCGCGUGUGUGAGGGAUCACCUGCCCUGCGUCUCCAAAGCCACUGAGCUCUUCAACAAGUGGAAGGAGUCUGAUGGCAACAUGAGUCUUCCUAACGACGUCAGUCUGGCAGUGUUUGCGGUUGGAGCUCGCACCGAAGAAGGAUGGAACUUCCUGUUUGAGAAGUAUCGUGAAUCGCUCUACACUUCUCUGAAGAGCCGGAUCAAGUCGGCUCUUACCAUCACGGCCCUCGAUCACAAACUGAAAUGGAUGAUGGAGCAGAGUUUGGAGGGUUCGGUGAUGAAGACGCAGGACCUGCCGUACGUCGUGGUGUCCAUCAAUAGGAACCCUAAAGGCUACAAACAUGCCUGGGAUUUCCUGAGGGCAAACUGGCACUCACUGGUGAAGAAGUUCGACCUCGGCUCCCACUCCAUAGCGCACAUGGUGACGGGGGUGACGGGGCAGUACUCCACCAGAGAGAAGCUACAGGAGAUUCGCAGCUUCUUCAGUUCUCUGAGCGCAGAGACGGGCGCCGAGCUGAGGUGCAUCCAGCAGGCACUGGAGAACGUGGAGGAGAACAUCCGCUGGAUGGAUAAGAACCUGCCGCUGCUGCAGGCCUGGCUGGAUAAGAACCAUCCGGUAGCACGGAAGAGCCCCAAUUUACACACGGACCUGUGAAGAUCCAAAAUCAGCAGCACCUGAUCACUGAAACAGAUAAGAAAAGAAAUUAGUCAAAAGUGUGUGUGUGAGUGAUUUGGUGGAAUACUUGGUGGUGUGUGAGGGUGGGGGGACCUCAGGGGUUCCCCCUAUAAAUAAAUCAAACUGAUUGGGCCUUAUUUUUAUUUCUUUGCACUGAUUUGGAUCAAUAUGUUCAUUUCAUUUGAGAUUCUAUUUAUUUUCAGAUCACAUACAACGGCAAUAAAAUGAACACAUUUUUGCAGCUGUUUCUGGAAAAAGUACAGACUCCCCUCUGCUCAUUGAGCACUCAUCUUUAUUUAACAUAAAAUAAAAAGAAGAGUAGUUUUGCACUAAAUUUGUACCUUUUUUUUUUUUUUAAGACGUCCCGCUCUCGGUCGAGGCUGCUGUACUACUGCUUUGUGUUUUACUGUACAAAUGUUUUGAUCGAUUUACAUAAACGUUGAAAUAAAACUUCGAAAUUGGA
Molecule: messenger RNA, 3486 nt
Organism: Silurus meridionalis
Lineage: Eukaryota; Metazoa; Chordata; Actinopteri; Siluriformes; Siluridae
Gene: erap1b
Product: endoplasmic reticulum aminopeptidase 1b
Biological process (GO): proteolysis; peptide catabolic process
Cellular component (GO): cytoplasm
Molecular function (GO): metalloaminopeptidase activity; zinc ion binding; peptide binding
Source: RefSeq, a predicted model, not a curated record